This is a messenger RNA of Epinephelus fuscoguttatus (brown-marbled grouper), 5129 nucleotides long. Its product is annotated as vasoactive intestinal polypeptide receptor 2-like. The coding region runs from base 439 to 1659 and encodes 406 amino acids. The transcript has 12 exons. Gene Ontology annotation, biological process: adenylate cyclase-modulating G protein-coupled receptor signaling pathway; cell surface receptor signaling pathway. Gene Ontology annotation, cellular component: plasma membrane. NCBI's taxonomy places the organism in Eukaryota, Metazoa, Chordata, Actinopteri, Perciformes, Serranidae. Gene Ontology annotation, molecular function: peptide hormone binding; G protein-coupled peptide receptor activity; vasoactive intestinal polypeptide receptor activity. The record is from RefSeq and is a predicted model, not a curated record.
AUCAGCCCGGGGUGUCCUGAGGGACAACGUGUGACGGGGACGCGCGUUGGUUUGUAAGUGAACAGAGAGUGAACCAGACCACCGCCUCACUGUAACUUAGCACACCGGACUCACCACAACACACUGGGCUGUCCCGGCCUGUAUUAAUACUAACGGGAACCAGCUCGUGUCACUUUGGACUGUUCCACGUGUGAAUUCAGUGUUUUUACCUCGAGAUGGUUACUUUUUCGCGUUUUUUUGAAAACAUAUGAUCUUUUUUUGUGGUGUGAUUCGUGCGUAAAUCUGCCAAACCAACGUGCCAAAACACUGAUUUACAGGCAACACUUUGCGCAUUAAACUUGUCAGACUGCAGUUUGGUGUCAUUUCACUGCAGCGCACGUGUUUCCUGCUGAGGAUGUCCGUGAGGUGAGCUGCUGUUCAGGUGGAUGAGAUGUGACCAUGGAUUUUACGCACCGACUCGCUCUGCUCCUGCUCGGCUUCACCUUCAUCCACAUGGUUAAUGGAAAGUUUCCUCACUGCCAAUUCCACUGGGAGAUUCAGAGAGCCUGGAGAGAGUGCCAGACACAACUGCAGCAACAGACGCCUGUGAGCACAGGAAACCUCAGCAGGAACUGUACAGAAAAAGGUUGGUCUGACGUCUACCCCGCCAUCAUCAUCGCCUGCUGGUCCAACAACACAGAUGAACCCAACGAGCUGGUCUUCUACAGGGUGGUGAGGAUCCUGUCCACUCUGGGCCACAGCCUGUCCCUCAUCACUCUGCUCACCAGCUCAAUCAUCAUCUGUUUGUUCAGGAGGCUCCACUGCACGAGGAACUACAUCCAUCUGAACUUGUUUUUGUCGUUCAUGCUGCGAGCUGUAGCUGUGCUGACCAAAGACACGCUGCUCUUCUCAGACGAUCAAAACUCAGACUGCAGCACGCAACCCUCACUGGUGGGCUGUAAGGCCACGCUGGUGUUCUUCAACUACUUUGUCAUGGCCAACUUCUUCUGGCUGCUGGUGGAGGGUCUCUACCUGCACGCGCUGCUGCUUGUCGUCCACAGCUACUCCACCCGCCUCUCCAUGUACAUGAUCAUCGGCUGGGGAAUCCCUUUUGUUUUCAUGGUAGCGUGGAUCAUAUGUAGGAUAAAACUGGAGGACACAAGGUGUUGGGAGAUGAAUGACAACCCUGUCCCCAACAGACUGAUGAAUUGGCCCAUCAUGGCGUCUGUCAUUAUCAACUUCAUCCUGUUCAUCAGCAUCAUCCGCAUCCUGGUGCAGAAACUGCGCUGCACUGAUGUUGGAGGAAAUGAACAGUCACAGUACAGACGUCUGGCUAAGUCCACCCUCCUGCUGAUCCCUCUGUUUGGGGUGAACUAUGUGGUGUUUGUAUACCUGAUGGAACCGGCUGACAAAAACAUGAAGCACAUCAAGAUCUUCUUUGAACUUGCCCUGGGAUCAUUCCAGGGUCUGAUUGUGGCUGCCCUCUAUUGCUUCCUCAACAGUGAGGUCCAGAGCGAGCUGAGGAGGACAUGGAGGAGUUUAUCUCUCAAGCGUUAUGUGGGGCGGGAUUACAGGCUGCACACCAUGUCGGUCAGCCGAAACGGCACUGAAAACUCUGCUCAGUUUCCCAGAAAUUCCCGAGCCCAGUCCAUCCUGCAGACUGAAGUCACUGUGCUCUGACCGGGGACAGAGACAGCCUCUUCAUAAAGACUCUCAGCACUGAUGCUCAUAUUCAGAGCGACUCAGAAGGCAGGUGAAGUUCAAAGUCGUACUCAAGGACCCUUUUUAUAGACAUAUCUGUUGCUCCUGCAGGGAAUGAACCUGUGACCUGCUGAAGUUUCUAAGGCUAAGGACUUCUUGUUGGACUGUGUAUGCCUCCAGAAGAAGUAAUAACCUAGAAGAUUUUCAUUAGAAUAAAUGUCUGUUAAGUCACUAUCUAUCACUGAAUGAGGUAGCUUAAUGGCGAUUGAGCCUACAGCCCACUAGUGAAAGCCCUUGCAUUUGCAUCACAACAGGGUGUCUGUGGCAACAUUCCCCGGAAAAAAUCAAAAGGUGCGCACAGUUAGUGAUGCCUUUCUCAUCACUCAGCAGUGGUUGGUUCGCCAGAGAGGGUAGGUGAAGCUAGCGCAGCCAACUUGCUCUUUAUCUCGCUUCUUUUUUUGCCUGGUCUCUGCUGGCAUUGCGAUUAAACUGUUACUAUGGCACAACAAACAAACAAAAAAACAAACAAACAAAAAUGAUGUAGGGCGAUAACUACAGAUGAUGACACUUCAAAAAACAGUGCAAAACCAAAGAAAAAAAAAAAUCGCCAACUGACUCGUCACACAGGCGACACUUUCUGGACCUCCGGAAAGUGAGAUAAAAAAAAAAAAACAACACACCUGCAAUUACCAAUUAUCACCAUAGGUGCCGGCAACAAGAACAAAACAGAUGCUUGUGAUUGUAACUUUAACAUCACUGUCUUCAACAUUUUAUUAAAUCUAGACACAUGAAACAGUGCCUGCUGAAAUCAUGAUGAACAGAGACCUGCAUCAGCUAACUAUAUUUUAAGUCUACGUUUCAUAUCAUUAAACAUAAAAAAGUUACAAAUGAAGAGUCCAAAAUACUGCGUCAAUUAUGGAGAAAAUGAAUACGCUUAGGGCGGCACGGUGGUGUGGUGGUUAGCACUCUCGCCUCACAGCAAGAGGGUUGCCGGUUCGAUCCUGGGUGUGGGAGCCCUUCUGUGCGGAGUUUGCAUGUUCUCCCCGUGUCAGCGUGGGUUCUCUCCAGGCACUCCGGCUUCCUCCCACAGUCCAAAGACAUGCAGAUUGGGGACUAGGUUAAUUGAUAACUCUAAAUUGUCCAAAUGUGAGCGUGAAUGGUUGUUUGUCUCUAUGUGUCAGCCCUGCGAUAGUCUGGCAACCUGUCCAGGGUGUACCCUGCCUCUCGCCCGAUGUCAGCUGGGAUAGGCUCCAGCCCCCCCGCGACCCUCAAGAGGAUGAAGCGGUUAGAAGAUGAAUGAAUGAAUGAAUACGCUUACAUAUUAUCAUUUGUCUCAGGCAUUUCUAUUUUCUAUGUGUUCCGAGCUCUCAUGGGUUUCAUUAUUGAUUUACCCUCUCAAUGCACCUGAGAAAAUGUUUACUGUGCUUACCACCAAGAGGAUGGCCGUCACCCUGUCCGACUCUGACAGAAGCGGUGGUCAACCUUGGCCUGGCCAGAGGGAGGCAGAGGGGAUGAGACAGACUUCAACCUCAUCCUCGAUAAGGGGCACUUUCUUGUCAUACUCCCAGCCUUCAACAGUGGAGUUCAGCUGGUAUACCACCACUGGAGGGUUGGUGCUCAGCAGCAAUAGCCAUUCGGGCUGAGCGCAGUUAAAUAUGGGCCCCAUCUUGGGAAAGAACACACAAGGGCAGAACCUGCCACAUGGCUGAGUGCAGAGGCCUGCAUAGAAGAAGAGGAGAAAAAGGGUAAUAAUCGUUGGACAGUGCUUCUUUGUCUUUGGAGAAGGAAGCCGGGUCUUCCUCCGCAUUGAAAUAAUGGUCAUCAUCCUUACUGUAACCUGCCCAGGACUGAGUGGCUGCACCCUCCACUGCUGGUAAAACUUUCCUCAAGCUAAGAAAAAUUAUUAAAAAAUCGGUGAUGUCACCACAAUAUAGAGUCAAUGAGCUGAGUGGGAACUCGGGGGCGGGGCCAGUGGAAGAAACACUCCUGCACAUUUUCAGUGGGCUGCCCCAAAGGUAGAAAACUUUGUCGACAUAUCCGCCAGAUGAGCAGCUCUAUUGGAAUGAAUAGGCAUCAUCCUAGCAUUCGGUAUGUAGUUAUUAAAAUCUGUGCACUCAGUUCUCAAAGUGACUUAAUUAAAAAAGAAAGACGGUCAAUACAUGCGCUAGGAUUUUAUAGGGUUCAGGUGCCCUGUGUUUCCUACUUCCUGAAUGGACAGUGAGUACCAUAAAUCUUUCCUCAGAUGCUUAGGCGGAGGAUAAACCAAUAGCAAAGGCUGUUACAGAGCUACGCACAGACUCAUGGAGCUCAAGUUACGUUCAGGUAGCUAUCGUUUCCGGGAUACAGCUGAGUGUUUCAUCUGUUACAGUGAAGACAACUGUUUAAUAAUAAGUGUUUGUACCAGCAGAUAUUUUAGGUAGGUAUAUAUCUUUCCUUGUGUUGUUCUUUUGGUUUUGGAAGAAGAGACUUUUUUACCAUACAUUUACAAUAAAGAUUACAAACAAACCAUGACGAAGUGACGCAUAAGAAAUAUGUUGUUUUAUCUUAUUAACAGCCAAACAUGUUGCAGAGAAUAACUGAUUUUGACAAUCAUGAAUUUAUUAUUAUUUUUAUUAUUAUUAUUUUAAUUAAGUGGGUCCUAAGAAGCAGACUAUUUAAUGUAAGAUUUAUCGUAAAUAUUACCUGCUUACUUGGAAUGAAAUAUUCCAAAUAAUCAGUCCUCUUGUGGCCAUUUUCAGUAAGACACGUGGCUGCAGUGGUUCCUGUUUUUUGGCUAGUGAUGCUUUAUAAUGAGGCAGCAUCUACUUGCGACCCUCUUUUAUAUGUCAUAUGCCACAUUUAACCCUUGUUAUAGUAUAUUUGAAUGAUUUUUGCCAGCCUUAACAUGUAAAAUGAUCCAGUAGUUCAAGAGAAAAAAGAUUUGUGUAGCAGAAAUACAUUUUCUGGUCCAUCAUCUCAUGACUCCUCACAUUAAUCUUGCAGUCCCUCGUUGGGGUUCUGACUGCACAUGUUGGAAACUACUGUCUUAUAAACAGAGGAGUUUCAUCAGAAAGCAUACAGGUUACUGUAACUCAUGUAAAUCGUUAGUCUUUUUUGUUUGUGUGUUUAUUUUUCAUAUGUAGUUUUUUGUGCCAAAAUGAAAGUUUGAACUCUGAGGCUUCAUCUUGGGCUUCAGUGUUUCACACCAGAAUUUUUCUUCUCAAGAUGGAAACAGGAUCUGAAACUGUAGACCAUCAUCAGACACAAAAACUAUUCAGUAGAAGACAACUGUUGCCUUUAAAUGAAAUACAUUGAAUGACGAAAAACAAAAACAUACUUUGCCUUGUACAGAGAAUGUUUGUUUUGUAUUUUAUGUCUUGUUUUUUACACAGUUGAGUUUAUUAAUGUUGGAUAUGUACAUGAGGUGGGCGGAGAUUUAUAAGCUUUUGAACACAACUGUAAACCUGUGA